AACAAAAUGGCCGGAGGAAAGAUUUUCCAGCGCAAACUUUUCCGUUCUUAUAAGUCAUUGAAACUUUAUUAAUUCGUUUUGUGUGUUUUUAUGUUCAAGUGAUCAUAUCGCAAAAAUAUGAACCAGUUUUCAGGAGUAUACAAAAGUUGUCUUUUGUUGUUAUUCAAAGUCCUGAAGUAUGUUGCGGGAAAGGAGUGUUACAACUUCAAGUCAGACGAGCGGGUACUGCAGUGCGACAAUGGGUGUUGCGGGGAUAAGUAUGAUGAAUACUGCUGUAACUCCACCAUGCAGAUUGUUGGAUUUGCCAUAGGAGGGAUAGUUCUUCUGGCAGUAAUCAUUGGUGUUUGCUACUAUUUUUACCGGAAGAAGCAUAAAGGUCGGGAAGCGUCACCAGGUGGCGGAAUAAUGGGUCGGUUUGGUUUCCGGUCACAGGCCAAUACAUCGAACACAGGACACAACAGAGCUCGACAAAGAGCGCCACAGUCCCGCCGACCUCCCUACAGAAUACCCAUCAACAGAGGUUCGCCAUCCAGUAGCGCCACACACGUGAACCCCGCUUACGGAACGUCAAUGAAUACUCGCAACGCCCUUGACUAUCAGUACAGCAUUCCGCCCCAGGAUAUAUACCCACCAAUGCCCCCGAGCGCUCCUCCACCAUAUGAAAUGUCGGUCGCCCCACCUCCAUAUGUCGAGCACAAGACAGGCGAACCACCCCCUCCUCCAGAAUACAAUCUUGUAGCAGGACACAGUUAUUUGACUUCGCCUAUAGGUGGCAAACCCGGGCAAUAUUAUACGGAUAAUAUGCCACCGCCAGCGAACUAGCUACGUCUUACUCGAGUAUGGUUUUGUUCUGUGGCAUUUGGAACUCCUCGACCAUUUUUAUCGAAAACAAACCUCGGAUGUAUUUGGACGGUUUACAUACUCAAAUGUUUAAGUACGCUGCAAGUAGAUCGCGUAGUUAUUUUAUUUAGCAGUUAAACUUAAUGACUUAAACUCUUGGGAAUCUGAAUUAUGUUUGCAAUAAUAAACUUCAAUGCCAAUCAAUUUAAACUUAUAUCGAUAAAAACAACCUUAAACACUACAUUUAAUUAAUGGUAUAAUUAAAAAACUUACGAACUACUUCAACUAAUGUACUGGCAUUCAUCCGAGGUUGUUUUCGAUAAAAAUGGCCGAGGAGCUCCGAAAGGUUCUGUGGUUGUUUAUAAGAGUGCAGUCUGUCAUUAUUUUAUAUUAAAAAUCCCGUGCAUCUAGUUAAACAGAUAAAACAAGCAACGAGAACGAACAUGGUUGAUAUUACUAACUUCUCUGUGAUAGUACACGUUGUAUUUUCGGAUAAUUUAGCUAAAUAUAAAUAUAGGUUACAUUUUUCCAACAUUUAUCAAGGAAAACCUUACAGAAUAUUACGUCUUCUGGUGAACUUAAAUAGUGUAUGUUUCAAUUGACAAUGAAGUUUUGAAUAUAUUGACAGGACAAAACAGACCAAAUUAGAAAUUGCCAAUCUUUGUAACGAACCAUAUUUCUUUUGUUAUAUCGAAGUUACUGGUUUUCCAUUAAAAGAUAAAUAAAAAAUUACAAUGCGUUUCAUCGCUACCUGCUAAUCAUGUGUUCUUCGUAAAGGUUUUGCGACGGGGCAUGUCCCUGUGGUUAAAAUUGUUUAUUGUGCAAUCUCAAUUGAAUUCUAUGAUAAAAACAUUUGAAGCAAAAAAAUCAAUAAAAACAUUAUUUCUCUUUAUUGAUCUUGAUUGUGAUAUAGUAUAUAUAAAUGUCUUAAAUUAAAGUGUGCUGUAAGAAUCAUUAAAAUGUUGUUUUAUAAAGAUUAACUGUUUUGAAUAACUUUGGUCGUUUUACUUAAUAAAA
Mya arenaria is the source of this 1857-nucleotide messenger RNA. Its product is annotated as heterogeneous nuclear ribonucleoprotein U-like protein 1. The record is from RefSeq and is a predicted model, not a curated record. Lineage: Eukaryota; Metazoa; Mollusca; Bivalvia; Myida; Myidae. The transcript has 4 exons. The coding region runs from base 118 to 822 and encodes 234 amino acids.